Molecule: messenger RNA, 264 nt
Organism: Fusarium mangiferae
Lineage: Eukaryota; Fungi; Ascomycota; Sordariomycetes; Hypocreales; Nectriaceae
Exons: 4
Coding region: 1-264 (87 amino acids)
Cellular component (GO): cytoplasm
Source: RefSeq, a predicted model, not a curated record
AUGGUGCUCCUCAACCUGCUGACUCUGGGACUCUGGUCAAAGGUCGGACGGUUGACACACUAUGCCUUUGACGCCGUUCUCUUCUCGGCCUUCCUCGCCGGCAUGAAGCGAUCUACCGGCCUGACUUUCAAGACUGACAAGGUCGCCGGUGAGAACAAGGAAUUCACCGGCUGGAUCGAUAGAUACCUCGGUGUCGGAGAAUGGGUCAUGGAUCAAUCCGUCGCGAUCGCAGGCUCCAGCGGCUACUUUGAGCGAACCCGAUGA